This is a messenger RNA of Hypanus sabinus (Atlantic stingray), 4543 nucleotides long. Its product is annotated as arylacetamide deacetylase-like. The transcript has 5 exons. Gene Ontology annotation, molecular function: carboxylic ester hydrolase activity. The record is from RefSeq and is a predicted model, not a curated record. Bases 414 to 1628 code for a protein of 404 amino acids. Gene Ontology annotation, cellular component: membrane. Lineage: Eukaryota; Metazoa; Chordata; Chondrichthyes; Myliobatiformes; Dasyatidae.
UGAUUCGCUAAUGCUUCGCAUGCGGGGAGUAAUCAAGGGUCCCGAAGAUUUAGCACCUCCCUCUCCCACUUCAUCACGUUAAAGUUUUUUUAAAGAGCCGGCACUGCCCCGUUUAACUUGUUAUAGGCGGCGUUAUUCGCUGUACACACGUCGGUAGCUUCGCGUUGAGGUGAAGUUCUUCGGGUGCAACACAAAUCCGAGAAGCUAUCUCACCGACAUGAAGUUGCUCCUGGACGGCUCCCAGUGACUGGACAAUGCCAGCAGAUCUCUAUCACACCCGCUCAGCAAAAUCCAAUCUCACCUUUGCCUCUCCCGCGGCAGCUCGGUGAGACAAGUCGAGUCGGUUUAUUUUUCAUCCUCUAAUCUUCGGGUGGUCCCUUCAUGCGAGGUAACCUCUGGGGAGCAGAGCGAACAUGGGGAUUAGACUGCUUUCCCUCGCUGUGGCCGCGAUGCUCCUGGGUUACUAUGUCUACCUCCCUCUCCCGGAGACAUUGGACGAGAGGUGGAAAGUGAUGGUAGUCGACGCUUGCUUCCGAAGUUUGGAACAUCUGGCAGAGCUGACCGAGUUCAUUGGGCUGAAACACUACAUGGAGGUGAUGAUGCUGCUCACCGUCGCCGAGAUGGUCGGGCCCACGUCUGACAUAAACGUCACUGUAGUGGACACCACCUUCAAUGGGGUAGCUGUUCGCGUCUUUGAGCCGGCCACUCGGAACGCGGGACUGAGGCGGGCAGUCAUUUAUAUGCACGGUGGUGGCUGGUGUUUAGGAAGUGCGAAAAUGCUGCCCUAUGAUGCCCUAUCAAGAAGGAGUGCAACAGAACUGAAUGCAGUUAUUGUUUCAGUGGAAUACCGAUUAGCGCCACAGCAUCAUUUUCCCGACCAGUUCAAUGAUGUCUAUGCUGUGGUGAAGUACUUUCUUCAGCGGGAUGUCUUGGCCCAAUACAUGGUGGACCCAGGCAGAGUUGCUGUAGCUGGAGACAGUGCUGGAGGGAACUUGGCUGCUGCAGUGGCUCAACAGAUCAGAGAAGAGCCUGGGGUUGAAGUUGAAAUCAAGAUUCAAGCCUUGGUGUACCCUGCACUUCAGACCAUCGAUUUCAAUACUCCUUCCUACCAGCAGAACGAGAACAUGCCCAUCCUGCCCAAGAAGCUGAUGGUCAGGUUCUGGAGCGAAUACUUCAGUCCGGACAAGUCACUGCUGAAGGCCAUGGGGGCCAAUGCCCACACUGGCCUUGAAGCCAGAGGCCUGAGCAGCCUGGUGAACUGGAGCGUCCUUCUGCCAGAGAAAUUCAGGAAGGAGUACAAGUACACGCUGCCCGCUCGAGGGAACGAGGGGACCUCCCACGCGAAGGUCCCCGGGGUCUUUGACCCAAGGGCUGCUCCACUCUUGGCCGAGGACAAGGAGCUCCGGGCGCUCCCCCAGGCCCUCAUCAUGACCUGUGAGUUUGACGUCCUGAGAGACGACGGGACCAUGUACGCCACGAGGCUGCAGCAAGCCGGUGUCCAGGUAGCUCUCGAGCACUUUGAGGACUGCUUUCAUGGUGUCUUGAUGUUCAUUACGUGGCCGACCAAUUUCGCCAUUGGCCACAAGCUGAUGGACCGCUACAUUGACUGGCUGCGGGAAAACUUAUAAACACAGCUUUAGUUUUAAUUUUCACUGCCCCUCCCCCACUAUUUACCACCCUACUUCCAUGCCUGUGAAUUAUCAACAAGUGAUUUUGUCUCUUAAUGAUCCACUGGCCUGAUUAUCAUUGAAUUUAAAAUAUCGUUUAACUGAAGAGCUGUUAGUCAGGGAUUAUUAUCACUUGAAUUAAAAUAUUUAAAAGAAGCUUACUAGGUACGGAAGGGUGGGGAGGUUGAUGUUACGUGGCUCAGGAACAGGGGUGCAAACCAGGCCACAGAGUGAAAGAGUCAUACGGCUCAGAAAGAGGCCGUUCAGCCCCAUUGAUCCAUGCUGACCGAGACUCCCAUCCAAGCCAGUCCAUUUCGCCCAUGUUUGGCCCAUAUCAUUCUCAACCUUUCCCAUUUAAAUGUCCCUUUUAAGUGUUGUUACUGUACCUUCCUCAGUCUCUUCCUCUGGGAGCUCAUUCCAUAAACUGAUCACCCACUGGGUAAAAAGCUUUCCCUUCAGGCUUGCAUUAACUCUAUCCCUUCUUGUCUGAAACCUAUAGCCCUAUUUCCCCAGCUGUGGGGAAAAGACUGUGAAGAUUGUCCCUAUCUGUGCUUCUCAUGAUUUUAUACACCUUGAUACGAUCCCCCCCCCCCAUUUCUGUCGCACACUUACUCAUUCUGUUUUCAUAACUCAGUCCCUCAAGACAGCAACAUCCUCCUGACUCUUCUCAGCACUGUUUCAAGCUUUAUGGUAUCUUUCUUAUAGCAGGGUGGCCAACACUGAACACAGUAUUCCAAACGUGGCCUCACUAGUGUCUUGUACAACUACAACAUAAUGUAUCAUCUUCCCAAUUUGCUCUCUCCAAAAUCAUAAAUGGAAGAAGGGUGUUCAUGCCUGCCCUACCAUUCAGUAAGAACACAAGAAACUGGAAGCGGGUGUAGGCCACUCAGCCCUUCAAAUCUGCUCCAUCAUUCAAUAUGAUCAUGGCAGAUUUCUGCUGACCUCAUCUCCUCUUGCGCUAGUUCCUCCCCUCCCCCCCCCACCGUGCCCCAUAACCCUCAACUCCUCGUUUUUUUUCCAGCUAAUUUCACUGCCUUGGUUAGAUAUCUCUUGUUUGUCUAACAAGCAUCUAUCAGGUUCAGACCUGGUAGUAUAAAAGGCAAAAUACUACAGAUGCUAGAAAUCUGAGGUAAAACUGAAAAUGCUGAGUAGGUCAGGCAGCAGUUGUGGAGAGAGAAGCAGUGUCAUCAUGCCAGGUUGGUAACUUGAUAGAAGGUCAUUGACCUGAAACAUUAAUUCUGAUUUUAUCUCCGCAGAUGCUGCCUGACUUACUGAGUAUUUCCAGUAUUUUGUGUUUUAUUUCAGCUUUGAACUUUUCUUUAAUGCCCGGCUUUUUGGGGGAGAGUUAGCAUCCUGUCAUUGCCACUGGAUAACCUGGUUCCAGCUUCAAGCUUCCAUCUCCCUGUCCUUCCAGAGGAGACCUGCCCCCCUUACUGAUUGUCUCAAACAGCAGAUCAUUUCUUAACUUUCCACCCCAAAGGAAUGAAAAGACUUGUCCGAAUCAAUUCAGCUUACUUGCCUAACAAUCUCAUUCAGAAAGUGAUCAUAUCUGCUGUAUCCAUUCCAAAAGCUCACAAGCUGUGAUAUAACCUUCAUGACACUGAGACUUUGAUACCAAAGUGGCUAUGUCAGAGCCGAAAAUUAAUGCAUGCUUAUGACCACAGUUGGGUUGGGAAAGUUGGCAUGUCCACGUUGACACUCACCAGUUUUUAUAGAUGCACAAGAGAAAGCAACCUAUCUUCAUGCAUCAAAACUUGGUGGUCCCCAAACCAGUUGAAUGCCUCGUUGCUCAUGACCCUCUCCUACCAUAACACCAGAAAAUCCAGCCCCUCCCACUAUACAACGCCCACCUAUGCUGUUCAGGUACUGAAAGCCUUUCCACUGUCACUGUACUCCCGAUGAAGGCUAACUGCAAUGGGGUAGUAGUCGAGUUCCAUGUUGUGUAUCAACCCCACUUCUCUAUUGAUAUGCUCUGUGUGUAUAUCUCCUGCCCUAUUUGUAUCACAAUGAAUAAACUGUUGUGUGAAAAGGCCUUUUCUCGGUUCAAACGUCUCCAAUCUUGUUGUUUUCCUGAGAACACAGAUAUGUUAGAGAUUCAGAUUCAGAUUUCUUAUCAUGUGUAGAUCCAAACAUAGAGUGAAAUACACUAUUUGCGUUAGCAACAGGGAUGUGCUGGAGGCACAAUCAGAUUUAAUAUCACUGCCAUAUCUUAUGAAAUCUGCAGUUAUGCGGCAGAAGUACAUUGCAAAAUAUAAUACAGUUUUUAUAAUUAUGUAUGGGUGUUACUUAUUGAAAUAUAGUGCAGAACAGGCUCUUUCAGUCGUUCAAGUUGCACUGCCUAGCAGUCACCUAAUUUAAUCAAGGGACAAUUUACAAUGACCAAUUAACCUAUCAACUGGUAUGUCUUGGGACUGUCGGAGAAAGCCAGAGCACCCGGAGGAAACCCAGCAGUCACAGGGAGAAAAUAAAAACUCCUUACAGGCAGCAGUGGGAAUUGAAUCCGGGUUGCCCGUUACUGCAAAGCUUUGUGCUAACCACUAUGCUACUGUGCUAUCAUUAUCAAAGGGCGUGCAAGAUUCUCCUUCCAUCUGCUAGCCUGUAUGUCACCCUUGUCAAGGUGUAGCACCUGGCUGGCACACCUGAUCAGGUUCAUGUGGAGCCAUAGGAAAUGGUCAUAUAAGCAGGUGGUGCAUAUCACAAGUCCUGGUUAUGUGACCACUGACGCCAAGUGGACAAUCUCUGCAGAACAUGGACAAUGGCCAGGGGCACCUGUUUUGUAAAGACACUGCCCAGAAGAAAGCAAUGGCAAACCAUUUCUGUAGAAAAAUUUGUCAAGAGCUAUUACAGUUAUGGGAAGGCCAUGAUUACCCACAUCA